AUGAAGAUAAUGCGUGCAUUAGCAUUUCCUGUGGUCGGGUUAUUGUUUGCUGCUUCUGGGGCUCUAGGCAAUCAAGUAGUUGGUGAUGAAACAGGAAGUAGCGCUGGCCGUGAUGCUGGUGAAGGGCUUCAAGCAGUAGGGCGGCUAUUUGAAUUCUUAGGUUCUGCAGGAACCGAUAUGGGGGAGAAGCUUGAUGAAGCAGGGAAGUUCAUAAAGCUGGUGAUCAAGAGCAUGCACCCCGACACAUCGGCAGCAGAUAGUGUUAUUGCAGCGAUAGAUGCAGUAAUAGGAGGAGAGAAGGAGUCAGCGAAGAUACUGGAAGAGAUGGAUAAGCUUGCAGCACGGAUGGAUGAACCUAGUUUAGGGCCCGAGGAGGAUCUUCACCUGCGCGUAAAGAUGCAUGAGUGGAAGGAUAAGCUUAAAGAGGUGACCAGGAGGUCUGCAACAGAUACGCUGGCAGCUUAUGGUAUUACCUUCUCUGAUCCUGUCCCUGGUGCAUUAAAAUCAUACUUAGAUAUUGUAGUAACUGGAUACGUCGACAAGAUGACGGAGAGGUUCAAUCCAUACUUGUAG
This is a messenger RNA of Eimeria acervulina, 573 nucleotides long. RefSeq lists its product as hypothetical. The transcript has a single exon. The coding region runs from base 1 to 573 and encodes 190 amino acids. Lineage: Eukaryota; Apicomplexa; Conoidasida; Eucoccidiorida; Eimeriidae. The record is from RefSeq and is a predicted model, not a curated record.